Molecule: messenger RNA, 744 nt
Organism: Candidozyma duobushaemuli
Lineage: Eukaryota; Fungi; Ascomycota; Pichiomycetes; Serinales; Metschnikowiaceae
Product: TRAPP subunit
Exons: 1
Coding region: 1-744 (247 amino acids)
Biological process (GO): endoplasmic reticulum to Golgi vesicle-mediated transport
Cellular component (GO): TRAPPI protein complex; TRAPPII protein complex; TRAPPIII protein complex
Source: RefSeq, a predicted model, not a curated record
AUGUCGGAAAAGCCAAUUUUGCCGUCCAUCGUGUCGAUGGGUGCUCUCACCAUCAACGACAACUCCAAACAUGGAUUCGGAUACAACCCGUCUGUGGGGCCCUCGUCCAACGCCAUAACACCUGAAUCAUCAUCAAUUCUCCUCAACAAAAGAACCAUAAGCUUGACGCCCACGUCGCAUAACUCCAUCUACGACAAGACCGUCAACACGAAGAAAGUCAACGAAAUCAGUCUAUCGUCCUUGGCAUUCCUCUUCUGCGAGGUUGUCAACUGGGCGCUGUCACAGUCCAAAGGAAUUCAAGACUUGGAAAAUAGACUCAACGGGCUCGGGUACCAGAUAGGCCAGCGGUUCUUGGAACUCGUCAAACUACGCGAGGGCAUGAAGCACGGCAAAAGAGAAACGAAAAUCAUCGAGAUCCUACAAUUCAUCCACGGGCCCUUCUGGAAAAGCAUCUUUGGCAAGACUGCCAACGACUUGGAGAAGUCCCUGGACGUCAACGACGAGUACAUGAUCAUCGACAACCUCCCUGUUGUGUCCAAGUUCAUCAGCAUACCCAAGGAAUACGGCAACUUGAACUGCCUGGCGUUUGUUGCUGGUAUUAUCGAAGGCGCUCUAGACUCCUCAGGCUUUCACGCAACCGUGGUGGCUCAUUCUGCCCCAUUGGACUCUUUCCCUCUCCGCACAGUGUUCUUGAUCAAACUAGACGAACAGCUUCUUCUCAGAGAGGAAAUUCGAUUCAAUUAG